Messenger RNA from Dipodomys spectabilis (banner-tailed kangaroo rat), 3733 nucleotides. RefSeq names its product ATP binding cassette subfamily D member 1 (gene Abcd1). Gene Ontology annotation, cellular component: peroxisome; peroxisomal membrane. Bases 443 to 2674 code for a protein of 743 amino acids. The transcript is spliced from 10 exons. The record is from RefSeq and is a predicted model, not a curated record. Lineage: Eukaryota; Metazoa; Chordata; Mammalia; Rodentia; Heteromyidae. Gene Ontology annotation, biological process: very long-chain fatty acid catabolic process; peroxisome organization; fatty acid beta-oxidation. Gene Ontology annotation, molecular function: ATP binding; ATP hydrolysis activity; ABC-type transporter activity.
UCUGGCCUAAGACUGUCUUUUCAGCAAGGCAGCGGAGCAGAGUGACGCGCCCUGUGCCCCCGGGAGGGGCGUCACCAGGGAGGGAGGGCGGGGAGGAGCUGGAGGAGGAGAAGGUAAAGGGGAAUACGACGCCCUCUCUGCCCAGACCUCUCGAGGCUCUGACCUCGGGGGUUAAAGGGCUGACUGUAGAGGGAAGACAAGUUUCUCCACCUGGGUUGCCUUGAAGAGCCCACGACCCUGGGGAACCCUGGGCCCACCGUGCCGGGAGCCCUAGCACCACCCGGGGCGCCUAAAGCGACAGUCACAGGGACCACUGCAAGAUUUCCGGUUGCCUAGACAACGAGCCAGCGGUCAGAGCAACAGCCCUGCCUUCCAGCAUCUGCCUCAACUGCUGCCUCGGGCACCAAGUCCCAGCCCAAGCCUGCCAGCCAGCCCAGGUGCCAUGCCGGUGCUCUCCACUCCACGGCCCUCGCGGGCAACCACGCUGAAGCGUACGGCCAUGGUCCUGGCGCUCACAGCCUACGGCGUGCACAAAAUCUACCCUUUGGUGCGGCAGUGCCUGGCGCUGGCCAGAGGCCCCCCGAUGCCAGCUGGGGAACCCACGCAGGAGGCUUCCGGGACCACAGCAGCCAAGACUGGCAUGAACAGGGUAUUCCUGCGACGGCUCCUGGUGCUGCUACGAUUGCUCUUUCCCCGAAUCCUGUGCCGGGAGUCGGGACUUCUGGCGCUGCACUCUGCCGCCCUGGUGAGCCGAACUUUCUUGUCAGUAUACGUGGCCCGUCUAGAUGGUCGGCUGGCACGCUGCAUCGUGCGCAAGGACCCUCGAGCCUUCAGCUGGCAGCUGUUGCAGUGGCUUCUCAUAGCCCUGCCUGCCACCUUCAUCAACAGCGCCAUUCGCUACCUGGAGGGCCAGCUGGCCUUGGCCUUCCGAAGCCGUCUGGUGGACCAUGCCUAUAACCUCUACUUCACCCAGCAGACAUACUACCGUGUGAGCAACAUGGAUGGGCGGCUGCGCAACCCUGACCAGUCCCUAACUGAGGAUGUGGUGGCAUUCGCUGCCUCGGUGGCUCACCUCUACUCCAACCUGACCAAACCACUCCUGGAUGUGGCUGUGACCUCUUACACCCUGGUUAGAGCGGCGCGCUCCCGCGGAGCUGGCACAGCCUGGCCCUCGGCCAUUGCUGGCCUCGUGGUGUUCCUAACGGCCAAUGUGCUUCGAGCCUUCUCACCUAAGUUUGGGGAGCUGGUGGCAGAGGAAGCACGACGGAAGGGGGAGCUGCGCUACAUGCAUUCCCGUGUGGUGGCCAACUCGGAGGAAAUCGCCUUCUAUGGGGGCCAUGAGGUGGAACUGGCACUGCUCCAGCACUCCUAUCAAGACCUGGCUUCUCAGAUCAACCUCAUCCUGCUGGAACGUCUGUGGUAUGUCAUGCUGGAGCAAUUCCUCAUGAAAUAUGUGUGGAGUGCCUCAGGCCUGCUCAUGGUGGCCGUCCCCAUCAUCACCGCCACUGGCUACUCAGAGUCAGACUCAGAGACCAUGAAGAAGGCAGCCUUCCAGAAGGAGGAGGAGGAGGAGGAGCUUGUGAGUGAGCGCACAGAAGCCUUCACCAUUGCCCGCAAUCUCCUCACAGCUGCUGCAGAUGCCACUGAGCGGAUCAUGUCCUCCUACAAGGAGGUAACAGAGCUGGCUGGCUACACAGCCCGGGUUUACGAGAUGUUCCAGGUAUUUGAGGAUGUCCAGCACUGUCGUUUCAAGAGGCCUGGGGAACAAGAGGAUGGUCACACUGGAUCUGCCGCCCUAGUACGAUCUGGUGUCCACAUUGAGGGACCCUUAAAGAUCCAAGGCCAGGUGGUGGAUGUGGAGCAGGGGAUUAUCUGUGAGAAUAUCCCCAUCAUCACGCCCACAGGAGAUGUGGUAGUGGCCAGCCUCAACAUCAGGGUGGAAGAGGGCAUGCACCUCCUCAUCACGGGCCCCAAUGGUUGUGGCAAGAGCUCUUUGUUCCGGAUCCUGGGUGGGCUCUGGCCCACAUAUGGCGGCGUGCUGUACAAGCCCCCACCCCAGCGCAUGUUCUACAUCCCUCAGAGGCCCUACAUGUCCGUGGGCUCCUUGCGUGACCAGGUAAUCUACCCAGAUUCAGUGGAAGACAUGCGAAGGAAAGGCUACUCGGAGCAGCAGCUGGAAGCCAUCCUGGACAUUGUACACCUCCACCACAUACUACAGAGAGAAGGAGGUUGGGAGGCCGUGUGUGACUGGAAGGACGUGCUAUCCGGGGGCGAGAAGCAGAGAAUUGGCAUGGCCCGCAUGUUCUAUCACAGGCCCAAGUAUGCUCUCUUGGAUGAGUGCACCAGUGCUGUGAGCAUAGACGUGGAAGGCAAGAUCUUCCAGGCAGCCAAGGAUGCGGGCAUCGCGCUGCUGUCCAUCACCCACCGGCCAUCCUUGUGGAAGUACCACACACACUUGCUACAGUUUGAUGGGGAAGGCGGCUGGAAGUUUGAGAAGCUAGACUCGGCCACCCGCCUGAGCCUCACCGAGGAGAAGCAACGGCUGGAGCAGCAGCUGGCUGGCAUUCCCAAAAUUCAGGGGCGCCUUCAAGAGCUCCGCCAGAUUCUGGGCGAGGCUGUGGCCCCUGAGAAGCCCUCUACAGCCAGCCUCCCAGGCUCAGGCCUCCCAACCUGACCAGGACCUGAUUCCCAGCCCCCACCCCUGCCUAGGCUCUCGGAUCACAUGAAGGAAGCAACAGCAGCAGCCACCCUGCCCUCACCACCUCUGCAUGCCUCUCCCUCCUCCCAGGCCCCCUAGCCAUGGGCCUGCCCCUCCCAGGAGACCCUAGGAAGCCCGUGUCCCUUCUCCUGCUUCCAACCUCACCCUGGGGUUUACUCCAUGAUACGUGUGCCUGUUUAGGGCAGUGACUCCUUUACUUUUCUCUGGGGAGCAAGAAUGGGGAUGAGGGUUUCCCAGCCCUGACUCCAUAUCAAGUAUGGUUGAGCCAUAGCAAGGGUGCAAGGCCCAUCACUGGCCCCGUUUACCGCAGCCUGCCAGAGCCUGUGGUGAGUCUGGCAAUUGUGGGUCAUCGCCCUCCUGAAACUCAAAUCCCCGUGACUUCCCGUGAUCCCUUGAAAAGCCCACGAUCCACGUGUCUGUUGCCACCCUAGCGAAGGCUCUUGUCCCCACAAGAUAGGAUGCCCUUCCUGCCAUGGAAGCAGCGAAAUGGGUCCUGGGGUCAGUCAGAGCCCUGGGCCUGUGUCCUCUUCUGCCCUGGUCAUCUGGAGAGGCCUAGGGGAGAUUACACAGCCUCCCCAAGUCCCCAGCUCCCUCCCCGCUGUGUUCUCACCCACUACCGCUUAGCUUAGUGGACUCCAUUUGUUGUUGUCUCCAUUGCCAACAUAAGUACCUACCUGCCAGCUCAAGGGGUGGCCAGGCACUGUCUCUUGGACUGCCCAGCCUCUGGUGCCAAACAUAGCCCCCUCCACUGCAUCCCCACCCUGCCAGCCUACACUGCCAGCCGCCACUGGGGGGGAGCCCUCUACCUGUCAGGAGGGAGAGAGGGUACCACGGUCCCAGCUUAGUGCCAAAGAGGGGCCACAGGGGCACUGUCUCUGCCAAGCCAGCCCUCACAGAGGGGGAGACCCCACUGCCACUGCGUGCCUUUCCCAAGCCUUCAGCCUUUGGGCUGAGGCACCCCUUUUCAGACCCCUUGGUCCCCAGCACCCUCAGUAAAGACCUGUGGAAAACAUA